UCUGCCUCUCCCGGGGAGCCUCUGGCCGGCUGUCUGCGUACGUGGGAGCCCGGGAGGAGCAGCGCGCAGCGCGGGAGGCGGGUAUGGAAGGCUGAGCGGAGCUACCUCUGCAAGCAGCAAUAAUGUGGCUGUCUCCCGAGGAGGUGCUGCUAAAGAACGCGCUGAAGCUGUGGGUCUUGGAGCGCUCCAACCGGUACUUCGUCCUGCAGAGGAGGAGAGGCUGUGGGGAGGAAGGCGGAGGUGGGCUCACCGGCAUCCUGGUGGGGACCCUGGAUGCAGUUUUGGACUCUACAUCAAGAGUUGCCCCUUUUCGCAUCCUGCACCAGACACCAGAUUCUCAAGUCUACUGGUCUAUUGCAUGUGGAGCCAGCAGAGAAGAAAUAACAGCGCACUGGGACUGGCUAGAGCAGAAUGUGAUGGCGACUCUCUCUGUGUUCGAUUCCAGUGAAGACAUCACCAGCUUUGUGCAUGGGAAGAUCAGAGGUUUGAUUGCCGAAGAAGGAAAAGGGUCCUUAAUAAAAGAGGAGGAUCCCGAGAAGUUCCGUGAGGCUCACCUGAAGUUCGGGAAGUGUUUUGGGCUACCCGAACAAGAGAAAUUGGUGACGUACUACUCAUGCAGCUACUGGAGAGGCCGGGUGCCCUGCCAAGGAUGGCUGUAUCUGAGCACCAACUUUCUGAGCUUUUACUCCUUCCUACUGGGAGCUGAAAUAAAACUUGUCAUAUCCUGGGAUGAAAUCUCAGUGCUCGAAAAGUCGUCCAACGUCAUCCUGACAGAGAGCAUCCACGUCUGCUCCCAGGGGGAGGAUCACUAUUUUUCCAUGUUCCUGCACAUCAGUGAAACGUUCCUUCUCAUGGAACAGCUGGCCCUGUAUGCUGUUCAAAGACUCUUUGACAAGGAGACGUUUGAUAAUGACCCCGUCCUCCGUGAUCCCCUGCAAAUCACUAAGAGAGGGCUUGAAAGCAGAGCCCACAGUGAGCAGUUUAAUGCCUUCUUCAGGCUGCCGAAGGAGGAGUGCCUGCGGGAAGUGCACGAGUGUUUCUUAUGGGUGCCUUUCAGCCACUACAAUACUCUGGGGAAAAUGUGCAUCUCGGAGAACUACGUCUGCUUUGCCAGCCAGGAUGGUUGCAUGUGCUGCAUAAUCAUCCCUCUGAGAGAGGUUGUAGCAGUCGAGGUGUCUGAUCCUGGUAGCAAAGCUGUCAGCAUCGCUACCAGAGGGAAGAGAGCCUUCCGUUUCUCCGAAGUGCGGGAUUUUGAACAACUGGUGGAAACACUGAAGAAGAAAUGUGAUGCCGCUGCAAGCCAACAGCAUAGCAUGAACACAGAGGUUGCUGCUGGCUCAACUGCUGAACCUCUCGCGGACUAUUUUGAGGGGCAGCCAAUGGCAAGCCACAAAGACAACAGCAAGACGGUUAGUACCGAAGCCCUCAUGACCGUCUUUCAUCCUCAGGAUGCAGAGAAUCUGGACGCUAAAAUGUUGAAAGAAAAAAUGAAGGAGCAGUCCUGGAACAUCCUUUUCGUAGAAUGUGGGCGUGGUGUAAGUAUGUUUCGGACGAGGAAGACUAGGGACCUGAUCGUCAAAGGGAUACCCGAGGUGUUACGAGGAGACCUUUGGCUUCUUUUCUCAGGUGCUGCAAAUGACAUGGCUACGCACCCUGGCUAUUACACCGACAUGGUGGAGAGGUCCUUGGGCACGUGUACUUUGGCAACGGAUGAAAUCGAACGUGAUCUGCGCCGCUCCUUGCCCGAGCAUCCAGCUUUCCAGAGCGACACAGGCAUUUCUGCCCUGAGGAGGGUUCUCACGGCGUACGCCUACAGGAACCCUAAGAUAGGAUAUUGCCAGGCAAUGAACAUUCUGACAUCAGUGCUGCUCCUUUACGCCAAGGAGGAAGAAGCUUUCUGGCUCCUGGUUGCUGUGUGCGAAAGGAUGCUGCCCGAUUAUUUCAACCGCCGAAUCAUUGGUGCCUUGGUAGACCAAGCGGUGUUUGAGGAGCUGAUCAGGAACUAUCUGCCACAGCUGACGGAGCACAUGACCGACAUGACGUUCUUCUCCUCUGUCUCCCUGUCCUGGUUCCUCACUCUGUUCAUCAGCGUGCUGCCCAUCGAGAGUGCGGUCAAUGUGGUUGACUGCUUCUUCUAUGACGGGAUCAAGGCCGUUCUGCAGCUGGGCCUGGCUGUGCUAGAUUAUAACAUGGACAGGCUGCUGACUUGUAAGGAUGAUGCAGAAGCUGUGACUGUCCUCAACAGGUUUUUUGACAGUGUUACCAACAAGGACAGCCCUCUGCCUCCAGCCGUGCAGCAGGCCUCGGGUGCAAAUGAAGGCAAGAGCUCUCACCCCAAAGUGGACAUCACGGACUUGAUUCGAGAGUCCAACGAGAAAUAUGGAGACAUCCGGUUUGAGGAAGUAGAAAGCAUGCGGCGCCGUAACAGGCUGUAUGUCAUUCAGACCCUGGAGGUCACUACGAAGCACAAUGUGCUGCGUGUUAUCUCCCAGGAUGUGAAAAUAAGUCCUAGCAACCUGGAAGAGCUGUAUGAAUUAUUCAAGAAGGAGCAUUUUCUCUCUUGCUACUGGAGCAUGGACAGCCCGGCCCUGAAGCACCAUGACCCCAGCCUCCCCUACCUGGACCAGUAUCGCAUUGACUGCCAGCAGUUCCGUGUCCUCUACCACCUCCUGAGCCCCUGGGCGCAUUGUGCAAACAGGGACUCCCUCGCUCUGUGGACAUUCCGGUUGCUGGAUGAGAACCUAGAUGGGCUUAUAAACUUCAAAGAAUUUGCCUCUGCUCUGGAUGUCAUGUAUCAUGGGAGCUUUACCCAAAAGCUGAAGCUGCUUUUCAAAUUGCACAUACCUCCAGCUUUCACCGAAGUGGAAUCCCUAAGCCCUUCCAAAGGGACUCGGCUAUCUAAAGAAGAGUUGAUCCACUUUAGCCAAUUAAAUGUUUCUUCUCCUGAGGACCGUGAAGGUGCUGAUGCUUUAAACAAAAGCCCAGAAAAAGGUAAAGGAAAGGUUGACAUCCAGGCCUAUUUGAAGCAGUGGCAGGAUGAAUUGCUAAAAAAAGAAGAAAGCAUUAAGGAUUUGCCCCGCAUGGACCAGUCCCAGUUCAUCCAGUUCUCAAAGACUUUGUAUAACUUGUUUCACGGGGACCCAGAAGAGGAGCUGCUCUAUCGCGCCAUUGCCACCGUCACCAGCCUCUUGCUGAAGAUGGAGGAGGUUGGCCGAAGACUCCAGAGCCCCACUUUGCCAGCCAAGAGCAUGGUCCCUUCCACCUCCAACUUGGGCACAGAAGAUGCCCGGAAGCCCCCAGAGGCUCAGCCUACCCCACAGAUUGAAAGAGGUGGACCUCAGAGCCCACACAGACCUGAUGAAUGGUCGUUUGCCUUUGAGCAGCUGCUGGCGUCUUUACUAAAUGAACCUGCUUUGGUGAGAUUUUUCGAGAAGCCAGUAGAUGUCGCAGCCAAGUUGGAAAACGCUAGAGUUUCUCAGUUGAAAGCGAAGGCCAGAGUAUAGCACCUGCCUGAUGCUCCGCACAGAGGCACUUGGAAGCACGGAGGGCCAUUUGUGAGCUCAGCAUCUGGAGUUUGUCAGGAGUUUGGGGGGGGGGGUUGAAGAUUCAGCUCGAUUCCCCUCUAUGCCAUAGGCAGGGUUGUUUGUGUUUUUGCAAAGUUAAAAUAAGCAUAGCUUGAAGGACAAUUUGCACCUAAUUUUUGCAUUUUUAGUACACUCGGGAGACUUAAACCACAUCAGCCAACACAAGCCAACUUGGAAGGGAAUAGCAAGCUGGUCUUUCAGGGGCAAAGUUGGGGGUGGUUCAUGGUUGUUGCUUUCCCAAACCACAGUUUCGUGUUAAUAGUUCUCACGCUGAAUGUAAUGUCUGCCACUUUUUGCUGCAGAGUGGUGUUGGCCUUUACCUAUUCUGUUGUAACCGUUGGUUGGAUUUCCAAAGAAUUGCUUCUUAAACUCUGAAUGUAGAAUUUGUUUCCUGCUUUGGGAGAGAUAUUUUUUGAUGCUCAGUUGAGUGCGGCUGUUUAAAAGGGGGGUAAAGCUGUGUUGUUUCUGUGAAUGGAACCAAGUGCUGCUUUUGAUCAUUACAGUGGUACCUCUGGAUGCGAACAGGAUCCGUUUCGGAGCCCCGUUCGCAUCCAGAGCAGUAUGGAACCUGAAGCGCCGAAUCACACGUGGGGUGGGGGUUACUGUCCUCUCUCUCCACUCACCAAAUGUUGUAUCUCAUGACCAAGAAUUGGGUGAUUUGCAUCCACAUCAGGGUGCUGGGCUGUAUGGAGGGGUUUAAAUGUCUCUGCCCACCCCGGCUAACAUGUCUGUAGUGUAUAUUUCUUUUAGCUGCCACUGCCCACUGUCUUGGAGGGGGGAGGGGGACUUUGCUUGGGUCAGAGGUUGCAUCAAGUCCCUGGGGCUGCAGCCUUGCUUUAGAUUAUCUGCUUCCUUUUUGAGGUAGAAAUAAGGCCAGCAUAAAGCAGUUUUUUAAUACAGAUUGCAUGAUACUUGAAGGAUCAUUGUGAAGUUAAGGUGAACACUGUUGUGGAGAACUGUUCCCUGCUGGUGCCGUGUAUAUCUACAUAGGCUUUUAGGACUAAGCCAGUUUCUAGUACCUGUUUAACUGAAACACACAUGUGCGCAUACACACAAAUGGGGCUAAUGGUCUCUUUCUUCACUUGUCUCUCUUUUGUUGACAUUACUGAUUUCAUAAUGGUUAUAGGAAGCACUAAAAUUUCAACAUGCCCCUUCCUCCCAAAUAAUCUCCAGUGUCCCUGCAGGGUUUUCCUCAGCCAGUGGAACUAUCUAGAAGAAAUGCCAGUUCAAUUCAGAACUAUGUUCAUAGUGCAGUUUGAGUGAUGAGAAAGCUUGGCGAAUCCAGAACUCUCCAUGGCUCAGGUGGACCAAUUUCUUUUGAUUUUCAUGGCAUGUCAUCCAAUAGAUCUAUUUACAAAUUGUAAGGAAAUUAAUAUAUAUAUAAAAGCAUUGGAAAUGUGCAGACUUCUUAUCUAACCAAACAGCCCCUGGUGAUAUGUGCAAAGUAGAUAUUUGCUAGCAAUGGGUAUAAUUGCUCAAGACAAGGAAGAAUGAGCUUUCCAGCUCUGAAGAAAAAAGCUUUAACAACUGGCAAGGCAGAGGAGGAGAAUUCAGUCCACUUAGUCUUAGCCUCUUUGGACCUUUCUAUCUGCAUCUCAGACAAGGCUUAAUCUUAAUUAUGAGUAUUUUGAAACAGGUCCAAAGUUUUCCGCCAGAAGGACCUUCUGUCUAAAUUCUAUGCAAAUAAACCAGCACUGUGGAAGGCAUAUGUUGUAUUUUAAAAGGGACUGAUUUCUGUUUGUCUCUGUUGCCCAGGGAGGUGGGCCUUUAGAUCACAACCCACACACCUUGCUAAUGAAUGCAGCUUGGGUAUUGGGAGCAGAUGAUUCUUUACAAACUUGUUUUCCAUGCUUAUGUGUCUUUCCCCCUUAUCUCUUUCCCAUUCUUUAAGAAUGGAAUCUUGAGUUCUCAUCCACAGGGGUGAGAACAAAACAGAAAUAUCCAUUUUCUUAAUAUUAUUCUGGAUUUAUUUAUCCAAACAGUUGCUCAGUUAAAUAUGGGCAAUAUGUUAAACCAUGCAGCCUGAUUCCUCCCCCCAUCCCUUUCAAAAUACUCCAUUUUUAAGUUCCAACAGGAAACGCUUAUUUACCCAAAUCCAGUUAUUUUCUUCUUGGCUGCCUGAAAUGAAAUGUGUUCCAGGAAGUAACCGAAGUCCUGACCUGGGAAUUAAACAGGACCUCACAGCUGUUAUUUAGCAAGGCAGCAUUAUACCUAUGCACAUCUAUUGCAGCUUUAUGUAUGCAAGCUGGGAAGUGACAUUUUUGAAUGCUUCUCUUUGUGAAAGACUCCUUAUUAAUGUGAAGCUUAGCAGGAAAAAUAAUAAUAAAAAAAGCUUCACUCUGAUGCAUUCGUUUUCUACUUGCAGGUUUUCCUUUUUUCUAAAAACAAAGAAAAGUGGGAGAACUUGCAGAAAUGAUAUCACCCUGUUGCCAUCUUAAGUGAGGAAGUCUAUUCUACUGCCGUAGUCUGUUUCAUGCACCUAGCCUUGGAGAGGAUGUUUCUAACAUAGGGACUCCAGUCCCUUUACUCUGGUGAAAAAAACAAGUAUUUUGGCUUUGUGUUGGAUGGGAUUGGUAGUCUCUCCUUCACCACAUAAAAAGAAGUUUAUUAAGACAGAACUUUAAAGCAAUCUCUAGGGCUCUGGGUGGGCAAGUUGGGAUCAACACAUUCCAUGAAAAGCAUUUUUCUUUUCUUUUAAACCUGCUCUAGGGAUCAAAGUCUACUAUCCAUUUCUUAGAUGGUGGGAUGCCACUGGGUCUGGGUUUCAUGUUUGUGCCAUGCUGCUGCUGUUGUUUUUCCAGUGGUACCUGCUUCAAUCCAAAUAUCUGAAUGAUGACGAUGCUUUCUUGCUGAGAGUCGCCCCUGCAGUUACCAGAGCAUGCAUGCAUUUUCUCCUUCUCUAUCACACACAGGUGCUCUAGGCAUUCUUUGCAGCUGAAUAUAGAACAUUUGUAGCUGAGGGGCAGUAGAACAGAGCAAUGAAGCUUUAGAUCCAUGGUGGCUAAGUUGCAAAAUAAUGAGAUCAUUUGGCACAUAACACUAGGGAUGAUGGGAUGCAUAGAGGGUUAGAUUAUCAGCUGCCAUAGGUAGGUAGCAGGUAACUAAGCAAAGACCUGUCAAAGUGAAGACUUCUCACACUAUUGCAAACUCCAGCAAAAGUGGUUUUUUUGGGGGGGGGGCAGGAUUCUACCUGUUGCGCAGGUAGAAAAGCCUGGUGGGCAGAGAGCCUUUUUAGUAAGAUCUGAUUGCACAGGGACUUCACUAAAGGGUGGGGGUUAGUAUCAGGUGACUUUACUGUAGGUCCCCUGAUCAGAAAUAAAUUUUCACUUAACAACUGCAGUGAUUGUUCUUUGCUGUAGCGUGUAGCCAUACUGUUGCCUCACAAGUUGCAACUUUUAUAAUACAGUUUGCCAAAGAUGCAGCUGUAAUUUCUUAGGGAGAACAACAAAUAAAAAAUAUAUAUUUAUCUGCCUUCUUCAAAGUUCCUCAUCUUAAUGCUUGUCUAACAAACAACUUAUGGAGAGAAAUAUUGAAAUGAGCUUACAAAACGUGUGUAAUUGUCUUUAAGAAUAAAUUUCGAAAUAAGAUGAAUAUGGUAUGUUUUUCUGGAAGAACUGGAUUGUUUUAUCCUUUUUGCUACCAAGGAAAUAAAAGAUGUUUAUGUGCUGGUGUUUUGUAUUUUGAUAACCAUGUUCUAUACACAGCAAAUUCACUGUAUCUUUAAUGAGAGGAGAUGAAUAAACGAUCACUUCAUGGAA
Messenger RNA from Zootoca vivipara (common lizard), 7342 nucleotides. It is a transcript of the gene TBC1D8B, whose product is annotated as TBC1 domain family member 8B. NCBI's taxonomy places the organism in Eukaryota, Metazoa, Chordata, Lepidosauria, Squamata, Lacertidae. Gene Ontology annotation, molecular function: calcium ion binding. The record is from RefSeq and is a predicted model, not a curated record.